Molecule: messenger RNA, 498 nt
Organism: Trichomonas vaginalis G3
Lineage: Eukaryota; Parabasalia; Trichomonadida; Trichomonadidae
Product: armadillo (ARM) repeat-containing protein family
Exons: 1
Coding region: 1-498 (165 amino acids)
Source: RefSeq, a predicted model, not a curated record
AUGAAUUUUACUGAUUGUUUUAUAGCAACAGUUGAAAAUCAAGCACCAUCAAUGGAAUCACUUGAAUUCCUCGCCAAAUUUAAAGAAGAAAAUCCUAGUGAAUAUGUUUUAAACUUAAUUUCAUUAAUUAAUAACAAAGACAUCAGUUACAAAGUUAGAAUCGGUGCAAUUAAAUCAUUAUCUAUCCCAAUUAAAUCUAGCAGGCGGAUAGGCUCAAAUGAACCAGGUUUUGAGGAAGAAAGGAAUCAAAUUUAUAUGACUCUUGAACCUUAUUUACAGCAGAAUGACGAAUUUGACAAAGCUUGUAGAUCAUCUCUAACAAAUUGUCUCAUAAAUGUAAGCGAAGGAUACUUCAGAGCAUUUAUUUCAAAUUUUGUUCAAAAAUUCCAUGAAAACACAAAUGUUCCUCUAAUGCUAGGAAUUAUCUUGGAUGUAUUCAAUCUUUCGUCUUAUAUAUUACCAGUUUCUUGUAUCGAAAUUUUUUAUAACAUAAUUUAG